This is a messenger RNA of Vigna unguiculata (cowpea), 1187 nucleotides long. Its product is annotated as chlorophyll a-b binding protein CP24 10A, chloroplastic-like. The record is from RefSeq and is a predicted model, not a curated record. Gene Ontology annotation, cellular component: membrane. Gene Ontology annotation, biological process: photosynthesis, light harvesting. NCBI's taxonomy places the organism in Eukaryota, Viridiplantae, Streptophyta, Magnoliopsida, Fabales, Fabaceae.
GCCUCCUCUGAGAGUUCCCUCAGAUUUUCUCCAACGUCACAUAUAAACACCAUAUCAGUAUGUGCAUGCAAGCAAAACUCCAAACUAACCUCAGUUUCCACCAGUAAGCAAUAGUAAGGUAAAAGAGAGAUAUGGCAGUUGCAACAUCUGGUGCUGUGUUAAACAGGUUUGGAUCUCAGUUCUUGUGUGGAGGAAAGAGGAGUGAGGCCUUGCUUGCUUCUGGCAUUGGACCCAUAGUUGGUGCUGCUGUUACUCCUAAAAGACUUAUUGUAGCAGUAGCUGCUGCUCCAAAGAAGUCAUGGAUCCCUGCUGUAAAAGGUGGUGGGAAUUUCAUUGACCCAGAAUGGCUUGAUGGCUCGCUACCAGGUGACUAUGGUUUCGACCCUCUGGGACUAGGGAAAGACCCAGCAUUCCUGAAAUGGUAUAGAGAAGCUGAACUGAUUCAUGGGAGGUGGGCGAUGGCUGCAGUUGUUGGCAUCUUUAUUGGGCAGGCAUGGAGUGGAGUUGCAUGGUUUGAGGCUGGAGCUGAUCCUAAUGCUGUUGCUCCUUUCUCCUUUGGUUCUCUUUUGGGCACCCAGUUGCUUCUAAUGGGAUGGGUUGAGAGCAAGAGAUGGGUAGAUUUCUUCAACCCAGAUUCUCAGUCAGUGGAAUGGGCUACCCCAUGGUCAAAAACUGCUGAGAACUUUGGCAACUCCACUGGUGAUCAAGGCUACCCUGGGGGAAAAUUCUUUGACCCUUUGGGAUUUGCUGGCACAAUCAAGGAUGGUGUUUACAUUCCUGAUGCAGACAAGCUAGAGAGACUCAAAUUGGCUGAGAUAAAGCAUGCCAGGAUUGCAAUGUUGGCUAUGCUUAUUUUCUACUUUGAAGCUGGACAGGGCAAGACUCCCCUUGGCGCUCUUGGCUUGUAAACAAAAUAAUGUACACUAGGGAGACAAGACAACUUCAAUCAUUGUUCUAUAGAGCCAAGUUUCUCCCUUGAGAUGUUUCAGAUUCUAUCCUCUAAUCUUGGAUGUUUUCACCAUGUAUGUGUAUUAUAAAUAUUAUGAUAUCAGUUAUAUGAAUUACUUGCAUCUAUAUUUCAUUUCCAAACCAGAUGGAGUGAAAAUUGCAAGUUGGGUUUACUUGUCACUUCAGACAGUAAUUAUCUUGGUACUUAUUUGGAAUGAGGAGAAAUGCUUAGCAUGAAA